Messenger RNA from Prorocentrum cordatum, 1889 nucleotides. Lineage: Eukaryota; Dinophyceae; Prorocentrales; Prorocentraceae. The record is from the annotation of a GenBank genome assembly.
CAGGGGAUUUCCGAUUCUACUGAGAAGGCCUUCUCCUUCUCACUUCUCCCCCUCGCUCGCCGCCGAUUUUGACAGCCACGAGGCAGGGCCACGAACGCAGCGAGGAGCAGCUGGCGCUGUCCCUGCUGCAGCAGUGGCUGGCGCAGCUCUUCGCCGAGAGCGCUGGCGCCAGCGCUGGCGACGCCGCGGGCGCUCGAGACGGCGCCCUGCGGCUGCUGCUGCGGCUCGCCGCGCUGGCGCUGGCCUCGCACCAGGCGCUCGCGCUGGCCGUCGGACACGCGCUGCUCGGCUACUUCUGGUGGGGCGGGUCCGCCCACCUGGCGCCCGCGCCAGGCGGGUCGCCGCGGGGGCCCAGCGUGGACGUGGGCCUCGCGGUGCUCUGGAGCGCGCGGUGGAGCAUGCGGGCUGCCACAAGGCCGAGGGGCAUCCUGACGACGCGGGCUUCAUGGCCAGGCAGUGCCCCUGGCGCUGGCGGUGCCUGCUGAUGGUGUCUGCGGAGCUCGGCCACCACCUGGCCGUCGGCCUGCGCGACCUGCCCCGUGCCGCGGGCGCACUGCGCCGGACCUCCCGGCUGUUGGCGAGCGUGGGGGCUCUGCCGUUCUUCCGCCACCACGACACCGCGAGUCCGCUGCGGCUGAACCAGAACCGCGACUUCUUCCCCGCCGCUUCGCACUGGCCCGUCUGGAGCAGGCCGAGCUGGCCGCCGUUCGCGUGCUUCCUGGAGGAGCACCACGCCACCUUCCGCAGCGCCCUGGAGGAGCUGCUCGCGGCGGACCCGGCCGGGGAGGUGUUCCGCGCCGUCGGUCUGCAGCAGGGUGACCGGCUGGCUCGUGAGCCGGAGGAUUGGUCCCGCGUCGACCUGGUCAACUCGGGCGGCAUGACGGACUGGUGCGGCCUGACACCUUGGCUGCGGCGCAGCUGCGAGCUACUGGCGACCCGGUCGGAGAUCAACAGUCGGUGCGAGACCUACCUGGCCGGGGCGGCGUUGGCGCGGCUGCUGCCCGGGGCCGAGCUCCGGCCCCACUUCGACACGAACCCGCGCCUGGCGGCGCACCUGGGCCUUCGGACGCCCCCGGGGGCGCACAUGGUGGUGGCCGACGAGGUGGUGGUGUGGGAGGAGGGGCGCGCCGUCGUGUUCGACGACACCUACGUCCACCGCGUCCAGCACGACGGGGCGGAGCCGCGGUACCUGCUGGUGGCGUGGAUGUGCCACCCGUGCGACCUCGGCUGGAGGGCGGGCCUCGGCGCCGCUUGGGCCGCCGAGAAUCCCCUGCCGAAGGAGUGCGGGGGCGGCGGCGGUGCGCCCCCUGCGGGCGGCGGCUUCGGGCUAGGUGGGGGCGAGCGGGCGGCUGCUGCGUGAGAGCUGCACGGCUGGCGCGCGCGUCCAAAGAUGGACGCAACCUCGCAGGGGUGCCCUCGUGUUCUUCGCCUUUUGGGCUCUCCACUCCGGAGCGGCCCUCGUUCGGCGCAGCUCCGCGGGCCAUCGGUCACUCGGCAAAGGGGCCCAACGCUCUUGAUCCACACCGCUGUGGCCAUGUUCCGGCUGCACUGCCGUGCGGCGCGGCGGGCGGAGCGCCACGUCGUUCAUGGAGGACGCCCCGAAGUUCGCGGAGCGCGCGGCGCUGGCGCUGCCCGGCGCGGUGCGUCAGCUCAGCGCUUGCCCGCUGUGCGCGACGGGAGCAAGACGGCGCAGUGAUUCUCGGCCUACCGGACGGGGCCAGAGCACGAGCACCCCGUCCUCCCCCCCGCCGCGACCGACCGCGGCGGCCGCGCGCCGCCUGGAGGCCCCCCCGCGCCGGGCGGGCCGCCGUGGCUCUCCCUGGGAGGCCCGGGCGCGGGCGGCGAGGCGCGCCCGCAGCCAGGGGGCUGUCUGCGGCGCACGCGCCUGG